Molecule: messenger RNA, 2510 nt
Organism: Vigna unguiculata (cowpea)
Lineage: Eukaryota; Viridiplantae; Streptophyta; Magnoliopsida; Fabales; Fabaceae
Gene: CYP59
Product: cyclophilin 59
Biological process (GO): protein peptidyl-prolyl isomerization
Cellular component (GO): nucleus
Molecular function (GO): RNA binding; peptidyl-prolyl cis-trans isomerase activity; zinc ion binding
Source: RefSeq, a predicted model, not a curated record
ACCCUUACUUCCAUUUUUAUUUUUUCCUCCUUUCUUUCUUCAUUCAUUCUUCAUCAGCGACAACACAACAGAGUACGAAACAGGUUCUUCGCCACACCGCUGACACAGAGCAGAAAUCGAACGUGAACAUUUUCAAAGAAGAAGUUGGUGCCUCAGAGAACAACGCCAAAAUGUCGGUGUUGAUCGUGACGAGCUUAGGGGACCUUGUCGUCGAUUUGCACACCAACAAAUGCCCCUUGACCUGCAAAAAUUUCUUGAAGCUUUGCAAGAUUAAGUACUAUAAUGGGUGUUUAUUUCACACUGUUCAAAAGGAUUUUACAGCUCAAACGGGCGAUCCAACUGGCACAGGAACUGGCGGUGAUUCUGUUUACAAGUUUCUUUAUGGCGAUCAAGCCCGUUUUUUCAGUGAUGAAAUUCAUAUUGAUCUUAAGCAUUCCAAAACUGGAACAGUUGCCAUGGCAAGUGCUGGGGAGAAUUUAAAUGCUUCACAGUUCUAUAUCACACUGCGUGAUGACCUUGACUACCUCGAUGGCAAGCACACUGUCUUUGGUGAGGUAGCUGAAGGAUUUGAGACUUUAACUAGAAUAAAUGAGGCUUAUGUGGAUGACAAAGGAAGACCAUAUAAAAAUAUAAGAAUCAAGCACACGUACAUCCUAGAGGAUCCUUAUGAUGAUGCUUCUCAACUAUCUGAGUUCAUUCCUGAAGCUUCUCCAGAAGGAAAACCUAAAGAUGAGGUUGACGAUGAAGUACGACUUGAAGAUGAUUGGGUGCCCAUGGAUGAGCAAUUAAAUUCAGCAGAACUUGAGGAGGUUAUCAGAUCAAAGGAAGCUCAUUCUAGGGCAGUUGUACUUGAGAGUAUUGGGGAUAUUCCUGAUGCUGAGAUUAAGCCUCCUGACAAUGUAUUGUUUGUCUGUAAAUUGAACCCAGUGACUGAGGAUGAGGACUUGAAUACUAUAUUUUCUCGCUUUGGAACUGUAUCAUCGGCUGAAAUCAUCCGUGACCACAAAACUGGUGACAGUUUAUGCUAUGCUUUCAUAGAAUUUGAGGACAAACUGUCAUGUGAGCAAGCAUAUUUUAAGAUGGAUAAUGCUUUGAUUGAUGAUCGAAGGAUACAUGUGGAUUUUAGUCAAAGUGUCGCAAAAUUGUGGUCCCAAUACAGGCGGAAAGAUCAAAAGGGUAAAGGUGGUGGUUGCUUCAAGUGUGGCUCUACAGAUCAUAUUGCCAAGGACUGCACUGGAGAUGCUACAAUGAAACAACCACAAACAAAAUACAUUUUAAAGGAUGAUAAUACCCAACGUGGUGGAGAUAAUUCUAGAUAUGAAAUGGUUUUUGAUGGAGAUGAUAACCCAGAAAGUCCAAGGCAAGAUGUAAAACACCGAAGGCAUGAUAGGGAUGACCCAGUUGAGAAAAAAGGUAGGGAAGAAGAUUUUAAAGAUCAUAGAAGUCGUAGGGAUCAGGAUAUGGUAGACUCGAAAAGAGAUAGGUACGGUGAUAGAAGUAGAGGGGAUGGGGGAAAUGGAGAAAACAAAGCACGAUAUGAAAGAGGUGCAAGGGAUUUGGAUUCCAACGCUGACAAGAAUGACAGAGAUAGGCACAAAGGUAGACAUGGAAAUGAUGAUUACAGGUGGAAACAUGAUCAUGGAUCCAGAAAAGAAGAGGAUGAUAGCAACAAGCGUAAAGAUGAGCGAGACACUAGAAGAAGAGAUGAAGAUGAUAGCUACAAGCGUAAAGAUGAGCGAGACACUAGAAGAAGAGAUGAAGAUGAUAGCUACAAGCGUAAAGAUGAGCGAGACUCUAGAAGAAGAGAUGAAGAUGAUAGGAGAAACACAAAUUCUAGCCAUUUGGAGAGAAGGAAUGACAGAGGUUAUAGGAAGAGACCUGAAGAGAGUGGAAAACAAGAUGUGAAGAUUGAUUCUGGACGAAGAAAAAGAAGUCCAGCUGAUGAUGAUUACAAAAAUGGAAGGAAAGAUGAAGAUUACAGACAUAGAAAGGAAGAACGAGGUAAAAGGCAAGAUAUUGAAGCUGAUGAGGAUUACAAACGUAGAAGGGAGGAUGGAGAUUACAGACCCAGAAGGGAGGAACGUGGACACAAAAGACAAGAUAUUGAAGCUGAUGAUUAUCCUCAUAGGAGGCAUCAUGGUGACAGGAGAUGAUGAUUGCUCUCACUAUAUCCUAAUGCUAAGCACAGAACCUUUGAACCGCUAUUAUGUAUGUCCCUUUUGCUUCGAUUUUUCUGGUGAAGCAGAUAUUGAUAUGUUUUAGAACAAGGUUUUUGAAUGGCUUUAGAAAACUCAUUUUCAAGUUUGGUGCUUAAAAUAGCAGUUUGUUUUCUUGACAUAAAUAUUGGGUUUUCAUAAACUGUUAGAUGGUGUUUGACUAAAACCAGCUUUACUAGUGGUACAUGGGAUGUACUAACAAGUCCCAUGCAACACUUUAUGUAAUCCAUGAUUUCUGAUUUGAGGUAGGGGAAAAGUCAAAAUGUUUAGGUAAUGCAUUUGUAGGUUACGUAA